AUGGCCGAGGAAUCGGCGAUGUCCUCGGCGGAGAGCGGCGUGAGCGGCAUGAGCAGCGUGGGCGGCGCCGAUCCGGCUGCACCAGUGCCGGGGGGAGCCGGGGCAGCACAGGCGGAAAUGAUCACAAAAAAGCUGGCCAAUUAUUGGUGCAUAAUUGGCUCGAUUCCACUGGUGAUGUUUCUGCUCGUUGCCUUGCCGACGAUCUUUUACGUCAAAAAGUUUUCAGAGUAUGUCAACGCCGAUUACUGCGACACCAAGUCCUGCAAAGAGCUGGCCGAUCUGAUCCAAAAGAUGGGCGACACGAGUGACGCCUGCAAAGGUUUCAGCGCUCACGUGUGCAAGGCCAAGACGGACUAUUUCGCUAAGACGGCCGAAAAGAUUUUCACAGAAAUGUCAAAUGCUAACGGGCAGCGGAACACCGUGGAGUGUGAUGGGGCGGGUUGUAGGCCGUUCACUGGCACGCGGGUGGACGAGGAGCGCCUCUGUUUUGGCGGCCGAGAUGCGCAGUCCUAUGCCAUCCAGGAACCCGGCAACGGCCUCUAG
Molecule: messenger RNA, 543 nt
Organism: Rhipicephalus sanguineus (brown dog tick)
Lineage: Eukaryota; Metazoa; Arthropoda; Arachnida; Ixodida; Ixodidae
Exons: 5
Coding region: 1-543 (180 amino acids)
Source: RefSeq, a predicted model, not a curated record